This is a messenger RNA of Odobenus rosmarus divergens (Pacific walrus), 1516 nucleotides long. RefSeq names its product zinc finger protein 576 (gene ZNF576). The transcript has 2 exons. The record is from RefSeq and is a predicted model, not a curated record. The coding region runs from base 558 to 1214 and encodes 218 amino acids. Gene Ontology annotation, molecular function: RNA polymerase II cis-regulatory region sequence-specific DNA binding; DNA-binding transcription factor activity. Gene Ontology annotation, biological process: regulation of transcription by RNA polymerase II. NCBI's taxonomy places the organism in Eukaryota, Metazoa, Chordata, Mammalia, Carnivora, Odobenidae.
AUCACUGCCGGAUAGCAUGCCGGGCCUGGGCUUCGAGAGGCUCAUCAGGCGAAAGGGCGUGGAAGCCACUGGGACCUUAAGACUCGGUGGGCCCUACCCCGCUUCCCUCCGGGUGGCGGCGCUGUGACGAGCGACUGACAGGCGCAACGAAAGGCAGCCCUCUGCCGUCUGGAGAAAAACGGAGGCCUGGGCUACCCGCCUCGGGAGGAGGGAACCGAGGGCAGUGCUUGGGGCGAAGGCUGAAGGCGCGCGUGGGAGGCGGGGGCCCUGGGUGGAACGAGGGUUACAGGAUGUCAGAGAAAGAUGCCUCCCGGGAAGAGGCGGGCUAAAGCCUGGAUGCCAUCACCGGCCUCAAGACACGUGGGAGACGGGGAUGAGGCUGGUGUCAAAGCUCAAGGGUUCCAUGCCGAGUUCAGGGAGUUAGUUUGAUGUAGGAGGCCAUAGGUCUCAUACAGGUGAGAAGGCUCGAAGGGGUGUCACAAACCUAGGGAGUCGACUCUUUUGGGAGGGUCGAAGCUUCCCUAGGGAACAGCUCCAUCAGGUUAGAGUUCAAGAGGAUGGCAUCUUAUGGGGGCAAGGAGAGCCUGUCAGAAGUCACGGGAUUAGCGGGCCCUUUAAUGCUGUCGAUAGAUGAGCGACUUCACUUGAUUUACUAUUCUGUCAUGCGUGCUACUCUUUUGACCAGAGGGAUCCCAGUCACUAUGGAGGACCCGCAUCCUGAAGAGACCAUGGAGCAGCAGGAUUCGUCCAAGGAGAGGAGUCCCCGCAGUCCAGGAGGCGACAUCUGCCACCUGGGGGCCCCGCAGUGCACCCGCUGCCUCAUCACCUUCGCCGAUUCCAAGUUCCAGGAGCGUCACAUGAAGCGGGAGCACCCAGCGGAUUUCGUGGCCCAGAAGCUGCAGGGGGCCCUCUUCAUCUGCUUCACCUGCGCCCGGUCCUUCCCCUCCUCCAAGGCCCUGAUCGCCCAUCAGCGCAGCCACGGUCCAGCCGCCAGGCCCUCCACGCCAGUGGUGCCCACCGCUGCCCAGCCUACAUUCCCCUGCCCUGACUGUGGCAAGACCUUUGGGCAGGCUGCUUCUCUGAGGCGGCACCGCCAGGCGCAUGAGACCCGCACCCCUCCCGGCCCCUUUGCCUGCACUGAGUGUGGUCAGGACUUUGCCCAGGAAGCCGGGCUGCAUCAACACUACAUCCGGCAUGCCCGGGGGGAGCUCUGAGUGAGGGCUAAGCCCUCCCUAGGGCAAUGGGUGUGGGGGAGGGUUCUUUGGCUGCUAGAACCCACCUCUGAUAUGGGACGGGGGCCUUGGAAGGAUUUCCUUCCCUCCCUGGACAGGCAAAGGACUCCUGAUAAGUAGGACCCAGAAGAUGCUCAUCUACAGCUUCAGUCUUUGGAGGACACAAAGGCCUUCAGGGAUAUAGUGAAAUUAGUGAAAUCUUUUGUUUAAAAAAAAAUGAGCAAGCAAAAGGGAAAACUGUUAUUUGUAUCUCCCUCAUUCCCAAUUAAAUAGUUUGAAAUCAC